Caenorhabditis remanei is the source of this 1395-nucleotide messenger RNA. RefSeq lists its product as uncharacterized. The transcript is spliced from 8 exons. The record is from RefSeq and is a predicted model, not a curated record. Gene Ontology annotation, molecular function: protein binding. Lineage: Eukaryota; Metazoa; Nematoda; Chromadorea; Rhabditida; Rhabditidae. The coding region runs from base 1 to 1395 and encodes 464 amino acids.
AUGGUUAGUGUGUCGUCCUUCAAACCCAAUGCUAAUUAUCCAGAGUUGUGUGAUAAAGUGACAAUUGAUUGGGAUGAAAAAAGAGGAAGAUUCAUUAAAGCUAUAGAAGACAUCCCGCUAGGAACUGUUGUAUGCAUUGAAGAAGGUAUAACAGUCAAUGUGGAUUCAAGAUGCUGUUAUCGGUGUUUGAAAUUACUCGGAAAUGACGGAUUUGUAUACUGCCAAAGCUGCGAAAAAUUUAAUGAGCCCAGUGAGAUUGCGUGUGGAGAAUUCGACUCUCUUGGUAUCUUUAAACUUGCUGCUCAUCUUGUUUUCUCGUACCCAUUCGCGGAAAUUACUAAUCUUGUAACGUCUGAUGAACCAGAAGUUCCAAGAGGUUUAUCAAAAACAUUAUCGACUAAAGAUGUACAAUCUGUUUAUCAGCUAAAACCAUUUUUGGGAAUUGAAGAUAGUUUCAAGACGAAAAUUGUUCAAGAAGCUAUCGUAAAAAUAGUAAAAUUACUGGAAGCGGAUGCGAAUUGGGGACGGCUUGAAGAACCAAGUAGGUUAAUAACAUUCACUAAGGCACUGCGAAUUAUGACAGAACGGUGUGCAAAAAAUGCUCACACUAUUUAUAGCAUUGAACAGAUAGAAAAAAAAGAUGAAGAUGUUCCUAUUGGCACAGGACUUUUCCCGAUCUCCUCAAUAUUCAAUCACUCAUGCACCCCGAACGUCUUCGGAUUUUUCGUCCGCAACACAUUCAUUUUCGUCAGCCGGGGAGUGAAAUCUGGAGAAGAACUCGUGGACAGUUACGGCGUCACCUACAAUCAACAUUCACUCAAACAAAGAGAAGAGUUUCUCGCAAAUGUUUCCGGUUUCAAAUGCCACUGUGAUUCGUGUGUAGAGCAGAAAAGUCUCGAAGAUUAUUUAGAAAAGAGUUUCAAAGACGUGGACAGAAGUGCGAGAGAAGCGUCUUCUUUUCUUAACAUCUCUGAUUACAUUGAUUACAUGAAACCAGGAGUGCAGGAUAUCGAGAAUUUAAUUAGUGCGUUCUCUCAAAGACGAGACGCGGAAGUUUACUCUAAAAACUUAUUCUAUUGGUGGAAAAAGUUCAUACAGAAUGCAAACUACCGUAAGAUCGUAUAUGAUCCAUACCUCAUUCGACCAUAUAUCGAAAUGGUACUUUUAACAUGGAAUAAUGAUGUAGAAUGUACGGUAGAUGAGAAGUUGUCGAUUUUAACUGUUGCACAUCGUCUUUUGACCAACUUCUACGUCGGUUUCCAUCCAAUUUCUGAACUCAUUAAAAAACUUUUCGAAACGUCAAUGAAUCCAAUCGAUGAAAACCGUAAUCUUGAAACGUUUCGAAUCUUGAAGCAGAGAGCCGAAAUAUUGUGGAAGCGAGACGAAUAUAUUUGA